UGGCCAAAGCCACUGAUGCAUCGAUAGAUCUGGUGUGAAGAUAAGGUGGUUACAGUUAAUUUUGAUAGUCCACUUUAGACAUUCUAGUAAUGCAAAGCGACAUGAUCACAUUAGAAUGACCAAAAGACUGUGCCAUGAAUUCCAAAAGGACUCAAGAGUGCAACCCAUCCACUUCAGUCAAUUAGUUUAAAAAACACAGUCAUCCUCUGAUUCCUUGAUGGGUUUUGGAUUAUUGGAUGUCAAAGCUCCUCCCUGUAGUUAAACACAUUAGACCCUGGACACUAAGACGUACACAUAAUCCCUCUGUGGACCCACCUACACAGGUGAAUAUAAAGUCCAGAUCGGACAGCACACAGACACCAAACCACAGCAGAGGAGAAUCCUGAACAUCUCCAUACACUGAGACAACAUGGAUCCAAGAGCCUCCUUCUCCAUUCUGAUGCUGCUGGUUGGCUUCUCCCAGGCACUUUUUCUACCGGUAAGACCCUGUUUAGUCUCUCCGAACACUCAGAUAAUAGAGAAUAAACUUGCAGAUUUGUUGGUAUCAGAGCCAGAAAAUGUGGACCUCACUACAAAGAUUUUGGAGACCAACAAUGGAUCUGCUGAAAUCUUGCUUGAAGGAGAUCUGGUGUUUCCCAAAACCAGAAAUGCUCUCUACUGCUUAAACAACAACUGUUUCUGGAAGAAAAACGCCAACAAUCUAGUUGAGGUCCCUUACAUAGUGAGCAGUGAAUACACAUAUUAUGAGAAGAGUACUAUCCAGAGCGCCAUGACGUCCUUCGCCAGCAAAACCUGCAUCCGCUUUGUGCCCAGAUCAUCUCAGAUCGACUACAUCAGUAUUGAGAACUUAGAUGGGUGUUACUCGUCUCUUGGUAGAACAGGUGGCAAACAGGUGGUCUCCCUCAACAGGGGUGGCUGUGUGUAUCAUGGCAUCGUUGAACAUGAGCUCAAUCACGCCCUGGGCUUCUACCACGAGCACACCAGGAGCGAUCGUGACCAGUACGUGAGGAUCAACUUUGAAAACAUCUCUCCUGAUAUGGCCUACAACUUCCAGAAACAGAACACCAACAAUCAAAACACUCCAUACGACUACAGCUCCGUCAUGCACUACGGAAAAACGGCCUUCGCCACCCAAUAUGGGCAGGAAACCAUCACUCCCAUUCCUGAUGCAUCUGUGCAAAUUGGACAGAGACAGGAGCUGUCUAACAUCGACAUCCUGAGGAUCAACAAACUGUAUGGAUGCUGAAGCUGAGGCUUAUGUACACGUGAUGUUAUUGAUCAUUAAAUAUAGUUUAUGUGUCUGUAGAUGUUAUAAUGAGGGAAUGAAGUGAUGAUCUUUGUCAUAUUAUGGUGUUGGAUUUCUGAAAUGUUGAUUGUAAUAAAAAAAUAAAGCAAAUUAAAAGACAAGAUGGAGCUUGUUUGUAAUUCAAUAUCUGAUUGAAAUGAAUCUAAAGAUCUCUACAAGAGCAGAAGCGACAUCACCACUGAAGUUUUCUUUUAGCCUGGACAGGUGAACACUAGGAGAAAAGGAGUUAUGGACCAUAAAAUAAAACUUAAAAACCAAUUGAGGUGUUUCAAGAAUUGGAUUAGACUAUUACAUUUUAAAUGCGAUGCACUGUUUGAGAUACAGUAUGACUUUAUUGUAAAGUAAACCCUCAUCAUGUUUCAACAACGACAAGAAACACAACUGCCUCAAUCCUGUAAAAACUAAAGUUUGAUUAUGAAGUGAUUAAGUCAUAAUAACUAAAACUGAUAAUGUUAAAGUUAGCACUAUUAUGUCUACUAAGCAUCAAGAUAUAAACU
Molecule: messenger RNA, 1803 nt
Organism: Paramisgurnus dabryanus
Lineage: Eukaryota; Metazoa; Chordata; Actinopteri; Cypriniformes; Cobitidae
Product: hatching enzyme 1.2-like
Biological process (GO): proteolysis
Molecular function (GO): metalloendopeptidase activity; zinc ion binding
Source: RefSeq, a predicted model, not a curated record